Gallus gallus (chicken) is the source of this 8473-nucleotide messenger RNA. It is a transcript of the gene TBX3, whose product is annotated as T-box 3. Bases 5119 to 7317 code for a protein of 732 amino acids. The transcript is spliced from 21 exons. The record is from RefSeq and is a predicted model, not a curated record. Lineage: Eukaryota; Metazoa; Chordata; Aves; Galliformes; Phasianidae. Gene Ontology annotation, molecular function: RNA polymerase II cis-regulatory region sequence-specific DNA binding; DNA-binding transcription factor activity, RNA polymerase II-specific. Gene Ontology annotation, cellular component: nucleus. Gene Ontology annotation, biological process: cell fate specification; positive regulation of DNA-templated transcription; cardiac chamber development.
ACUGCAUGUCCUCAGUGCCCAUAGUGCUUUGACCAUGCAGCAGGGUGAAUAGCAACAUCCUCAGAACAGAGAAUAUUGGGAGAUUGCAGAAAUCAUCACGGACUUCUAGACUGAGCUGGCAUACUCAGCUGCUGUUGAUUGAUGUACCUGCUGGAUCAAAGCCCCAUUCUCCUCUAUUGGAUGGAAUAUUUAUUGGUAGUCCUGGUGUCCUCUAUCCGGAUAUGGGUACGUUCCAGCUCAAUAGCAAGGGUGCUUGUGCAAGCAGGAUGGCAAACAAAGGUUUCUUGUUUUGACUGCAGGUUGUUAAAAUACUACUUUGGAGGUUGUGUCACGAUAUUGGAAUGUGAUUCAGUAGCAAAGACACAGAAGUGUUUUAAAGGGGUAUCAUGCAGAUCUCUGCAUGCUCAGGGUACAAGUGAAAGUCUGCAUGGCUCUGGGCUUGUACUCCAUACAUGUGCUGCAGAGACACAGUUCCUUCUAACUUCCUUUGCAGGUGGUUUCUAAAGUUCUUCAGCAUUUCUUUGGCUCCUCUGUGAGGUUUGUCCAGUCUUUCAUUCGCCUUGGAAAGCAGUAUCUGAAAAUGAGGUGCUGCAGGUAGCUGAGAACUUACCUGGACCGGAAUGAAAUCAUUCCAUGACGUCCAUGGGGGAUGGUGCUCCCAGGAAUAGAUUUACACUAAUAAUCAGAGAAAAGCCAAAGGGCCAAAGUGGAGCAAAAAUAGAUUCCUUGGCAAUACCAAGGGCAGUUAGUUAAUUACAAAAGAAAUGACUCUGCAAACUUCCAAAAUGAAAUUAGCAGAGGUUGUCAAGUGCCUUGAUCUGCUUGUGAUGUGUUGGGCAGCAGCUUUGUCUUCUGGUCUUCCUACAGAUAGAGAUAGCUGAGGUCUUGGACAAGAAAUCCACCAGCCAUGUAGGACAACUGCCUACAGUUGGGCUCACGUUCAGUGGGUUAAUAGGAGGCGUACAUGACUACAGCUGGCUAGGACAUUUAGAGAUGCUGAAAUCUUGUGUUCUGCUGGACUGGAGUGAAAAUCCCAAGAAAUGCUAUGUGCUGACAAACAAAAAGGAAAAAAAAUAGAAGUUUUUCUCAGUUGAAAUGUUUUGUUUGGACAUCUCCAUGAAAAAGCUGAGAAAGAAAAGAUAAAAAUUGAAAUGAAACUUUUCAGAAUUUAAUUAGAUAGCACAGAAAGUUAUUUUGAACAAAAAGCAAAUGUCUUUUUAGUAAAUGUUCAACCAGCAUGUUUUGAUUAUUUGGGGUUUUGUCCCCCCCAAUCUUUUUUUUUUUUUUUUUUUCUCCAUUGGCUCUGGAAAUUCAGUGACACCAAACCACUCCAAGUAGAAGGGUUCUGGUUUGGAUGAAUCCAAGUUUUUCAACAACAACAUGUUUUGUGAGAAAAUUCCCCGCUGCUUCUGUUCAUCAAUAAAUUUGAUGAGUUUAACCAGCCUCACGGCUGGCUGGGGACAAAGAGAUCCCCCACUUCAAGAAGUGGAUAAAUAACGUGGCACAAAGUCCUUCUCUGUUGACUCAGUUUACUUUGUGGUCCCGGGCAUGACUGUCAUAAUAAAUUAAAGUAUGAGCAGUCUCAUUUGUCACUUCACCACUUCCUUUUGCUGCCUUCCAACAUGUGGUAAACCCAUUAGUUUUAACACAGAGAAAAGCCCAGAUGAGGGGAGGAGCACAGUGCUACAAUUUAGGGGAGAGAGAGGAAAAGGGAAGACUCGUGGGGUGGCAUGAAGGCAUGGCGGGCACAGAUUGCACCUUUCUGGGGGCAGAGCCACAUUCAAGUCAUCGGGUCUAUCGUCUGUCUCUGGGGAGAAAAGGGAGGUGGUGGUUUUUCUGGGAUUCAGGGGUAGUCACCCUCAAAAUUCAUAGGGUGGUUAAAAACCGGAGCUACAGAAGCCUCCUCUCAGUCUCGCCCUGCCCCGGAUUUAGAGUCAUGCCCUGACUGUAAAGUGCGAGAUGUUCUUUGAUGUCUCUUCAGCAGUGCACGGCUCCUCUUCGCUGCUCCUCGCCAUCAUCUGCAGCAAUUUCCUAGAGCCAGAGGAGGGAUGUGUUUGGAGCAGGCCCCUUGCUGACAAGGUGUGAACAGAUUGAUGGCCGUCCCGUCCCACCUGGCGGCACAGGAAUACACGCAGCCUGAGCGGGCUGCCGGGAAUCCCCCUCCCAACCUGAGCCCUGCAGAAACAGGUUUUGGCUUUGAAUGAGAGCAGAGGUCACAUUCAGAAAGAGAGAAGGGUGUGUACAUGUGUGUAAGCGUGGUGGGAGCUCAGAAGAAUGUAAGUUUGGGAUCUGAAAGCAUCGCACUCCUGAACUAUGAUUAUUUAUUAUGCUGAUAGUGCCUAGAGGGCCCAGCCUCAUUGUGCUAAGGACUUCACAGGCACAGAAUGAAGAGACAGUCCCUGCCUGGAAGACGGAUGAGGAAAACCUCCCUACAGGGGCUGGGAACAGGUGUGGCAUCUAUCCAUCACGCUGAUGGAGUGUGUUUGCAAGAUGGGUAUGUGAGCGUGUGCGAGUGUAGGGGAGACAGCAGGAGAAGGAGAAAGUUGGAUGGUGAUUUUAAUCUCUCUGGCUCUAAAGAAGGGUUUUAUUUUUUCUUUUAACCUCACCUUUCUUCUCCAGUAGUGAUUAUCCACAGGUAAGAUAAGAAUUAUCAAAAAGUUUCAAUGAUUCUGCUGAAAAUCUGGAUGCUGAGACAUGUGCUUCAGUCAUUCCCUCUGUAUCUUUAAGCAAGUCACUUCAGACUUUUUUAAAUAGUAAUGAAGUACCUAACCCCUAUAAUAUCUCUUUAAAAAUCUGUCUUUUUCUUAUCUUUUAGUGCUUCAGUUUUACUAAGUUAUAGCAAAAAAAAAGAAAGGAAGUGAAUGAAGCAACAAGUUUUUUGCAUGAGCAGUGUAUUGAACGCCACCUGGUUUCCCCACGGACGCGUAGCCCAUGUCUGAUCACUCUGUGACACUUCUGUCCUUGAUGAGUCCUCCAUCACGCUGGGGCUGAGCAAAGCAUCAGACCAUGGCUGGGGAGGGAUCUGCAGCUCUGGCAGGUGACACGGGAGAAAUAGGAAAACAGGAGGGCUGAACACUGCUGUUUCCCUGCAUCUCCAGCCAGCAGCGGCUGUGGGCUUCUUCUGAGCUCGUGGACUUCCUCCUCCAAGGCACUUCCAGCAGCAGUUACCUAGAGGAAAGCACAAGGGCAGACUGAGCGUGUUUCUUCGGAUAGUUUUACAGCAUGCUGGUGGCCAGCAGGAUUGUUUGAAGGAGGAGAAACCUGCUUCAUGCAUCCCAUGUCCCUGCAUCUUCUGGAAGCUGGACAGGUUCCGCAGCUCUCGAUGCCCUCUCCAAGCAGGAGUCCUGGGCUGAUGGAAGUGGGCAGUGUCUUCUCCAGAAGCACCCAGCCAGCCCUGCGGAAGGUGUGUGUCUGUGAUCACGUGAGGGCUGCAGUGAUGCUCUCGUGUUUCAGAAGCUGAGCUACGUUUCAGAAAGGAGGGGAGCCAGCUAACAAAAGAAAUCCAGAGAAGAGCAAAAAGCGUUGUGUUUAUGAAGAACAAUUGAACAGGCCAGACAUCUCCAGCCUGUGAGGGAUACAGCAGAGGUCUAUAAAAUCAUGAGUGGCCUGGAAAAAAAUGAAUUGAUUGCUGCUCUUACCUGUUUCCAGAAAAAGCACUUUCAGAAGAAACCAAAGCUCCAGGAGCUCGUGUUCAAGAAGUGAAACGGAGCCAACAUCUGAUUAAGGCAGAUUCGGUCAGGUCAGGGAAAUGAGCUUCCCCAGGGACUUUCUACUGCUGCUGAAAGAGCUCAAGGUUUAAGACUCCUAUCUGCCCCACAGAAACAGAAAUGAUGGGAAUGUGGUUGCCACAGAUGAGAUGACCCAGCUACCUGGAAGAGAAACAACAGAGUCUCAGGAGAAUGUGGGCAGCAAGGGGUUUUCUUGAAGAUGCUCACAGCAGAGAACCCUCCAAGUAUGGAGUAAAAAGCCAGUUCUGUACUGUAAAGCAAUAGAUUCCAGCAGCCAAAGAGGGAAAAGAAAUGAUUGCCAACGUGCUUUCCCUCCAGCAAGCUGGAAAGUAAAUUUGAAACUGAGUGUGAACAGUAAGCAGCUCGUGUGUGCCUUCUUAGGACAUGCCAGCCCUGUCAGCAGUCAUGGCCUGGUCUUAGAAAUGAAACUUAUUUUGUUAGGCCCUGCCUUGGGUCACUGCCCAUGGCGGCCUGUCUCUUUUGCAUCGUGCCAUCUUCACUUGUGGGAGCAAUGGGCUUGGUUUUGGAUCUCGUUCUAACCACUGUUUAUGCAGCCACCUCCUUGUGCCAAACCAAGCUGGACUCCAAGGCCACGUCUGUGCUCUCUGGAACAGCACUGGUGCAAUCUUGAUUCCUGUCUGGUUGGUAUUGGCAGCUGGAUUAUCAAGAUGUCUUGAGAAAGUACUUCUGCAAGUAUUUUUCAUAUAAUCAGAGCUGUUAGCAGUGAAAUAUCUUCCCCAGAAAGGAUUCUCCUGAGCUGCACACCGUGACUGCUGCCUUGACAUUCUCCCAAGCUGACAUCCCGACCGGUAUGACACUGAUGCCUUUGGGCAGAAAUCAGAGCCGGUUUGCUACAUGCCUCCAUGUAGCCACGAUGCCUGUAGCGCCUCUGAGAGCCCCCAGUGCCCUGGUGGGGAAAUGGAGCGAGCACGUGGGCCCCAGAUGAACUCCAGGGAGAGAGCAGGCAUUUUCCGUGGUGAUCCUGCUACCCGUUUCCAGUUGUUGAGCUGGCUGGAAGAGAAGCCCUCCGACCGUCUGCUUUAUAUUCAGAUUUCAGAUUUGAGUCCUCACUUAAAGGCACAGCUGUCCCUUGACUUCAGCUAAUUGCCACGUUCCCUUGAAGGAGUGAUGCCUCUCCCAAGCUUCUGUGCUAGCAUCAAGAGAGAACUGAUCUAUGGGCUACUCAGUGGUUACUUACAUCAUUCUUGUGCUUCCAGCCACGUGACCUGACCGCAGGCUUUCAAAAGUUGCCAGCCAUCCAGCUGGACCAGAGGUACCACCACCCAUCUGCUGCACAGCCCCUCACUGCGAGAAGUCCUCCUCACAGAGCUCACUUUAAGAAACCACUCCAGGACUACUCCAGCAGUAGGAAGACCGAGGAGUGGAGUGGAUGAAUAUACCGAUGAGAGAUCCAGUGAUCCCUGGGACAAGCAUGGCUUAUCAUCCUUUUUUACCUCACCGGGCACCGGACUUUGCCAUGAGUGCCGUGCUGGGACAUCAGCCCCCCUUCUUCCCGGCCCUGGCUUUGCCCCCCAAUGGGGCGGCCGCCCUCUCCCUCCCCGGCGCCCUGGCUAAGCCCAUUAUGGAUCAGCUAGUGGGGGCUGCAGAGACUGCUAUCCCCUUUUCUUCCCUGGGCCACCAGGCAGCAGCCCAUCUGAGGCCUUUAAAAACUCUGGAGCCAGAGGAAGAAGUGGAAGACGACCCGAAAGUGCACCUGGAAGCCAAAGAGCUUUGGGAACAAUUCCAUAAAAGAGGCACGGAGAUGGUGAUCACCAAAUCGGGAAGGAGAAUGUUUCCUCCGUUUAAAGUGAGAUGCACUGGACUGGAUAAAAAGGCCAAGUACAUUUUAUUGAUGGAUAUUGUGGCGGCUGACGACUGUAGGUACAAAUUCCAUAAUUCCCGGUGGAUGGUAGCCGGCAAAGCUGACCCUGAAAUGCCAAAGAGAAUGUACAUCCACCCGGACAGCCCGGCCACCGGAGAACAAUGGAUGUCCAAAGUCGUCACCUUUCACAAGCUGAAGCUCACUAACAACAUCUCCGACAAGCACGGAUUUACCAUUUUAAACUCCAUGCACAAGUACCAGCCCCGCUUCCACAUCGUCCGAGCGAACGAUAUUCUCAAGCUUCCCUACAGCACGUUCCGGACCUACGUGUUCCCGGAGACUGAAUUCAUCGCAGUGACCGCAUACCAGAAUGAUAAGAUCACUCAAUUAAAAAUUGACAACAACCCCUUUGCCAAAGGUUUUCGCGACACUGGGAAUGGAAGGAGGGAAAAAAGGAAGCAGCUGACCCUGCAAUCCAUGCGGGUGUACGACGAGAGGCAGAAGAAAGAAAACCCCACUUCGGACGAAUCGUCCAACGAGCAGACAGCCUUCAAGUGCUUCGCGCAGUCCUCCUGCCCCGCCGUGCCCGCCGUCGGCACCUCCAGCCUCAAAGAUCUCUGUCCCAGCGAGGGUGACAGCGAUGCCGACAGCAAAGACGACCCUUUGCUAGAAGCCAGCGAGUCGGGCAAAAUCAGCACGACCACGGCCACCACCCCCGCGCCAGCCAGCUCCGGGGCGGCCGCGAGUGACGACCCUCGGGACAAAGGGGGCAGCCCUUCCAAAAGCCACUUCUUCCCCAGCGACUCGGCGACGAGCCGGAGCCGGGAGAGGACGGAAAAGGCCCCCCCGGACUCCAGGCACAGCCCGGCCACCAUCUCCUCCAGCAGCCGGGGGGGAGGCUUGAGCGGCGAGGAACUGAAAAGCCCCCUCCGGGACGGCCCUAAAGUAGACGAGAACCGGCUGCUGGGCAAAGAGCCCUUCGCCCCCCUCACGGUCCAGACCGACAGCACGGCGCACCUGAGCCAGGGACAUUUGCAGAACCUGGGGUUCCCCCCCGCCCUGGCCGGCCAGCAGUUCUUCAACCCGCUGGGGAGCGGGCAUCCGCUGCUGCUGCACCCCGGGCAGUUCGCUAUGGGGGGGGCUUUCUCCGGCAUGGCCGCGGGCAUGGGUCCGCUGCUCGCCACGGUGUCGGGGGCUUCCGCCGGCGGCUCGGGACUGGACAGCACGGUGAUGGCCACGGCGGCGGCCCAGGGACUCUCGGGGGCAUCCACAGCCGCUCUGCCCUUCCACCUGCAGCAGCACGUCCUGGCCUCUCAGGGCUUGGCCAUGUCCCCCUUCGGCAGCCUCUUCCCCUACCCCUACACCUACAUGGCGGCGGCGGCGGCGGCUUCCAGCGCGGCCUCCAAUUCUGUGCACCGGCAUCCCUUCCUCAACGCCGUGCGGCCCCGGCUCCGCUACAGCCCCUACCCGUUGCCCGUGCCCCUGCCCGACGGCAGCAGCCUCCUCACCACCGCAAUGCCCGGGGCCCUGGCCGCGACCUCCGGAGAGACCAAAGGCAGCGCUCUGGCCUCCAGUCCCGGCGCCGUGCCCCUGGACUCCGCCUCGGACCUCACCAGUCGCUCGUCCACGCUCUCCUCCGGCUCCGUAUCCCUGUCCCCAAAGCUGGGAGCCGACAAGGAGGCGGCCACCAGCGAACUGCAGAACAUCCAGCGCCUGGUCAGCGGCCUCGACCCCAAGCAGGACAGAUCUCGCAGUGGCUCCCCGUAGCCGCCAGCUCAUUUCAAACCAGUCUCGCAAUGCACUUUGUUUGAAAGAAACCACAUCCUCCAUCCCGCGAAGCCUUUCAGCCCCCAGCCCCCCCCCCCCCCCCCCUUCUCUCCCCUACCCCCUUUUUAUUUUAUUGUUUGUUUGUUUGUUUUUUAAUUUUUAAGUUUUAUUUUUAAUAUAAAUCACCCGGCGUCGUGUGGGCGCUGAUCAGCAAAAAGUGUCGAGCUGGAGGAGGGAGGGGGGGGGGUGGGGGGACGGGGGAGGGCCGGGCUGGGAGCCGGGCCGGGGGCUGCCGCACCGAGGGGACGCCGGAAUGCGUGUCCCACCACCCCCUUCUUUUCUUCACUCUUAAAAUAAAUAAAUAACUAAAUAAAUAGCGGGGGGAGGGGGGGGGGGAAGAAAAAAAAAAAGGAAAAAAAAAAGAAAAAAAGAAAAAGAAAAAAAAAACCGCCUGGAAACAAAAUAAAGCGAAGCAAAACACCGAACGGACGUAUAAAUAAAAGAAAGUAAGCAAAGAGAUUUUUUUUUUUCCUAAAGAAAACUGUAUAAGUAACUCUCACAUCGGCCAUUCGCCAGUUGUUUCCUGGGCGGGUUGGUAGCGACGGCCCUCUGCAUCGAUAUUAAGGGAAGCUGUGUGUUUAAAAUAUUAUCGUGAUGUCUGAGAGCCACUCGGUGGCUUUUUUUGCAUGUUCCGUAGUAGUCUGCUUUUUUAGGGGGGGGGGGGGCUAUGUUUUUAUUUCGUUGGGUUUUCGUUGUUUAUUUCUGAUGCUCGUUUCGAAUCCCAGGGACAAAAUAAUAAUAAUAAUAAUGAUAAUGAUAAUAAUAAUAAAAACGAAAAGAAGACCCUUUUCCCUCUUCCUUAAAGACCCUCCCCGUAGCAACAACAAUAAGAAGCGUAGCUGGAAAGAAAAAAAAAAAAGAAGUGGAUUUAUUUUAUCUAAAAACCUCUGUAGCUCGACUGUAGGUUUAUCACAGCUUUCCCUCUUUCAUUGUAUAUGCAAUAACAAGGUUUAAACGCUGAGGAGAAGAAAAAAAAGCGGACACUAUUAUUAAAGCAAAGUAUUUAUGUAAUUAUUUGAUAACUCUUGUAAAUACGUGGAAUAUGAAUACUCGAAAUUAAACUUUAAUUUAUUGACGUUGUACAUAUCUCUGUAAA